Kickxella alabastrina is the source of this 2859-nucleotide messenger RNA. RefSeq lists its product as uncharacterized. The record is from RefSeq and is a predicted model, not a curated record. Gene Ontology annotation, molecular function: guanyl-nucleotide exchange factor activity; protein binding. The coding region runs from base 234 to 2813 and encodes 859 amino acids. NCBI's taxonomy places the organism in Eukaryota, Fungi, Kickxellomycota, Kickxellomycetes, Kickxellales, Kickxellaceae. The transcript has 2 exons.
CCUGGCCUGCUGCUGGUCGCGCGUCGCAGGUCGCCUCUCUUGCCUCACCUAUUUUUUUGCCAUUGUUAUUCUUUAUUUGCUAUUUCUUCAACGGCCAUCGCGGCACGUAAAACCGCGCUCAUUUGUCCACCACAGCCCCAGGACGCCCUUUCUAGUUAUUUUUUCUGUUUCGCCGCUAUUCAAACGACCGAGCCAUCUGCCUUGCAACUUGCGCUGCUGCCCACCCUGCCAGCAUGAAGUCCUGGACAUCUGCCUUACCCGAUGCAGCCAGCCCCGAAACCGCAGGCAUGCCGCACCACUCAGCCUACCGCACAGGCGACAGCACCCGCCCAGCGCCUCGCCACACAGUGUGUAUUGACUGUAGCAAAAACGGCCUGCCUGAAAUUCCGCAGGACAUACCUGCCGACACGCUCUCGCUCAAUAUGAGCUUCAACAUGCUGACACAGCUACCACCCAGCUUUGGACACACAUUCAGCGCGCUGCACAGCCUCGAUAUAUCUGGCAACCAGAUAGCCACCCUGCCUGAGGAAAUUCGCCACCUCCAGUGUCUGCGCGAGCUCAAUGCCAGCCGCAACGCGUUGACAGAGUUGCCCGCUGCGAUCGGCUGCCUGCGGAACCUUGAGGUCUUGGACAUUUCUGAAAACCACAUGGAAUCGCUGCAUGUGUCGCUGUCGCGCCUUGAAAGCCUGCGCAUGCUCAGCGUCAGUGACAACCGUCUGACCGCACUACCGUCACACCUAGGCCUGCUCGUGCACAACCUCUGUGUCCUAAUUGUCGAUGGGAACCCAUUCAACAAAUCGUGCCGCGAUCUUGUCAAGCCAAUACUGACCGUAUCCACAAAGGACGCGAAAAAGAUAGCAAAGGACAAGGAGAAGAGCGAAAGGCUGCGCGAAAAGGCCGCCAAGAAGGAUGGGCUGCAAAGCGCUGGGAUCGAAAGCAGCACGCCGCUCCACACAAACGAAUAUAGUGCCGCGCUGAAGAGACUGGUGACUGUUCGAUUGAGACGCACCCGCAGCGCCAAGCAGAGCAGCUUGCCGACGCCAGCUGCUGUCAGUGUAAGUCUAAGUGCCAGUGCUGGCUGCGAUGCCAGACAAUCACAUCGGCCGCUGUCAUUGGCUCCGGGCUGCCAGGCCUCAUUUCGUGAUAGCGCAUUUUUCCAAUCUGGCACACUGGCCAACCAGCUGGCUGGCAUUGACAGCAGCGACAGCAUCGGCGCCAGUGCUGGUGCCGGUGCCGGUGCUAGUUCUGGCGGGGCUGCACAUGGAUUGUUGGCGGGUUUUGUGCCCAGAGCCGCCAAGUACGACAACAGGAUCUCACUAAUGAGCUGGGGCCCCGCAUUUCACCUUUCGGCUGAGCUGAGCGAGUAUAUGACGAGACAGCUGCCGCCCCUGCCCUCGCCACUCGCUAUCAUUCCGUUGCAGACACCGACUGUGGCUGCGGCCGCGACCGCAGAAUCGGUGCGGAAUAUGUCCAUGGAUAUUGCGCUGCCAGAAAGUGAGGCGAUUGUUAUGGCGCGCAGCUCUCAGUCGCGCCACAGCACUGCAAUUAGCGAUAUCACCACAACUACAACUGCUGGCUUGACCGACCGCAUCAGCCUGAGAUCCACUUCGCAGGAGUCGCACGGCUCGUCGGUGGAUGACAACAUGGGCCUUAUUCAGGACGCGGCCAAGGUGGCGCGAGUGCUCUGGCAGCUCUGCGAUGAGUGGGACUUGGAUCCGCUCCACAGCGAGCACGAGAGCAUUGGGCGCAUGCUAUCGCAGCUGCGCAGCAGUGCUGUGCGCGUGGACACCUCCUCGGGAAUUGACCGUGUGUACCGCGAAAAGGCGCUGUCGGCUGGCGGCAGCCAGCGCUUGAAAAUACUGUCUGAGUUGCUGGUCACUGAGGUCACUUACGUAGAUACCCUCAAGAAUGUCGUGGGCAUAUACCUAAAUCCCAUGCGUGAGGCAAAAAUACUUUCCGAGUCUGAGCUGCGUGAGAUCUUCUCCAACAUUGAAGUUAUCCUGGCCUUUCACAACGACCACUUUUUGCCUGCGAUUACUCACGCCAUUUCGCAGCCGGACAUGGCUAUCGGCAGUGUGUUUCUGCACCACGGCCCGCAUCUCAAGCUGUACUCGGUGUACACCAACAACCACGAAACCAGCGUGGCGACGCUGGUGAGCGUAGCCUCGCGGCGCGCGGUAAGCAACUUUAUCCAGGACGCGCGUGGAGACGUCACGCAGCUAGGGCAGGUUGGCUUAGACGGCCACCUGCUAACGCCAGUGCAGCGUCUGCCGCGCUACCGAAUGCUGCUGAUCGAUCUUUUGAGCAACACGCCAGCCGACCAUCCGGACCACGAGUCCCUGUAUGUGGCGCUCAAGGAUCUCAACAACUCAAUUUACGAGAUUAAUGAAAAGAAGCGCCUGUUUGAGGAUCAGUCUCGCCUGGCCAAAAUCCAGGAAAAGGUCGCGGGCUCUGUGGACAUACCUCUGGUUGUGCCCCGCCGCAUCUUUAAACUGAUGGCCAACUUUCGCAUGCAGGCGUUCUCCGAGCUUGCCACGGACAGGUCGGGCAGCGUGAGCGUCCGACGCGUCAGCCCUGGAACUGUCUACCGCUUAUUUCUAUUCAGCGACAUUAUUAUGCAGUGCACUAUCAUCAUGAACAAGGACCUCAAAGUCAACCGCGUGUACCGCCUGGGGACCCGUGUGUCGCCUGCUGAGGUCACACACGACAACGAACUGCGCAUUGUCGACUCGACCGGCAUCCUGUAUCUCAAGGGCGAUCUGUCUGACAUCCGCAAGUGGGCGCAAGAAAUCAACAGACGACUCAGAAGAUGAAUUGAAUAAAAUGUAUUUGAAUGGAAUGUAACUGAACUAAACGGAA